AUGAUUAUCAAGGAGUACCGAGUUGUGCUUCCAAUGUCCGUCGAAGAGUACCAAGUAGGCCAGCUCUGGUCUGUGGCCGAGGCCUCAAAAGCCGAAACGGGUGGCGGUGAAGGUGUGGAAGUGCUCAAAAAUGAGCCAUUUGACAAUGUUCCACUGCUCAAUGGACAAUUCACGAAAGGACAAUAUACUCAUAAGAUUUAUCAUCUUCAAUCGAAAGUCCCGGCAAUUUUGCGAAAAAUCGCGCCAAAAGGUUCUCUGGCUAUCCACGAAGAAGCAUGGAAUGCCUAUCCGUACUGUAAGACGGUUGUCACGAAUCCAGACUAUAUGAAAGAGAAUUUCUAUGUGAAAAUUGAGACAAUCCACUUGCCGGACAACGGAACGACCGAAAAUGCGCACGGUUUGAAGGGCGAUGAGCUGGCGAAACGAGAAGUUGUCAAUAUUAAUAUUGCAAAUGAUCACGAGUAUUUGAAUUCCGGAGAUUUGCAUCCAGACUCCACUCCAUCCAAAUUUCAGAGCACAAAAACCGGGCGCGGUCCUUUAUCUGGAAAUUGGAAGGAUAGUGUACAGCCUGUAAUGUGUGCCUACAAGCUUGUUACAGUCUAUUUCAAGUGGUUUGGAUUCCAGAAAAUUGUCGAAAACUACGCGCAUACGCAAUACCCUCGCCUGUUCUCGAAAUUCCAUCGGGAAGUAUUCUGCUGGAUCGAUAAAUGGCACGGCCUUACAAUGGUCGAUAUUCGAGAAAUCGAGGCAAAAGCCCAGAAAGAGCUCGAAGAGCAAAGGAAGAGUGGACAAGUUCGUGGAAUGAAUGGAUAAAUGGACCACCGGGCCGUGUUUGGGCUCAAAUUCUAGUCUUUUUCCGAUUUUUUUCAUCGCUCUUAUUUCUCUAAUUCUCUCUCUCUCUCUCUCUCUCUCUCUCGCUUCCUCCCACCCAUCCACCUGCCCCAUGAUGAACUGUGUGAUUAUUUGAGUAGUGUGAAUUUUGGGAAUUUUGCUUAAAAAUUUCUAAAAUUAUGUUAAAUUUGAAAAAAAAAGAAAAAUCACGAAAAAUCAAAAACUCUACUUAAAAACCGCUUUUUUUGAAUUUCCCGCCAAAAUGAGACUUUCGACCAAUCAGCGAUUCGCUCCACCCACUUUCGGACCAAUCAUUGGUCCAAAACUGGGCGUAGCGAAGCGCUGAUUGGUCGCUGUUUUUUUUGAAUUUUUUUAUAGCAAAACAUUCGGAAAUUAAAAAAAAAUGGCGAAAAAUAUAACUUUAAACUCGUAAUUUUUGAAUUCCCGCCUUCGAACUCCGCCCACCUGUUCUGAUUGGUUGAAUGAUGGGCGGAGCGAAUCGCUGAUUGGUCGCAGAAAAUCUCGUUUUUUUUGGUGAUUUUUUGAAAAUUUUCAAAGCAAAUAUUCCGAAAUUUUGAAAAAAUGCGAAAAAUUUAUAAUUCCCGCCAAAAUGUGAACUCCCCGACCAAUCAGCGUCUUCGAACUCCGCCCACGCGUUCUGAUUGGUUGAAUGAUGGGCGGAGCGAAUCGCUGAUUGGUUGACGUAUUUUUCACUUUUUUUAAAAAAUUUUUUGCCUAUUUUUCGAUUAUUUUAAAGCAAAAGUCCCCAUUUUUUCACACUGCUCCCCUUUUAAAAACUAUUUUUUUUUUCUUAUUUUUUUCGUCCCGGCGCCAUUUUUUCACUCACUUUAUCCACACACACCAGCUCCCACUCACUAGAAUACAUAGCUCUUUUUUGUCCUUAAAAUCGACACCAGUGUGAAAUCAACAACAAAAGUUGCUCACUAUUUAUUAUAUAGCUUCUGAAAUGAAAUGCAAAAAAAAUCUCAUAUCACCCCGCACCCCCAGCUCUUUAUUAUAGAAAAUGAUAAUUUAUACAGUUUUUUUUUG
Messenger RNA from Caenorhabditis elegans, 1881 nucleotides. It is a transcript of the gene Y54F10AR.1, whose product is annotated as Phosphatidylinositol transfer protein N-terminal domain-containing protein. The record is from RefSeq and is marked reviewed. Bases 1 to 813 code for a protein of 270 amino acids. Gene Ontology annotation, molecular function: phosphatidylinositol transfer activity. Gene Ontology annotation, biological process: lipid translocation; intermembrane lipid transfer; phospholipid transport. The transcript is spliced from 5 exons. Lineage: Eukaryota; Metazoa; Nematoda; Chromadorea; Rhabditida; Rhabditidae.